AUGAAGAAAAUAGAUUUUGAUGUGGCCAUCAUCGGCGCUGGUGUUGCUGGGAUCAAUGCGGCCUACCGCUUCCAGUCUGAAGGACCCAAAGGUAUGACCUACGCCGUGUUGGAAGGCCGCGAUGCCAUCGGCGGCACAUGGGACUUGUUCAAAUAUCCUGGUAUCCGGUCGGACUCAGACAUUUUUACUUUUGGCUUCGAAUGGAACCCCUGGGAAAAGCAAGAGACGCUCGCUAUGGGCCCAGAGAUCAAGGAAUACAUGGAGCGCUCCGCCGCUGACAACGGCAUCGACAAACAUAUUCGGUUCCGGCACCGAGUGACAGCUGCCAACUGGAGUCCCAAGAAGAAAUGCUGGGAGUUGACGGUGUACGCUAAUGGUGACACUGAACAUCCCAUCUUUUACACGACACGAUUUAUUUACCUUGGUACUGGUUACUACGAUUACGAAGAACCACUACAAAGUAUGAUACCUGGUAUCGAGAAGUUUCAGGGGAAAAUCAUCCAUCCUCAAUUCUGGCCCAGCGAUUACGACUACAAGCGGAAAGAGAUGGUUGUGAUUGGGUCAGGCGCCACGGCCAUAACCAUUGUUCCCUCGGUCGCUGAGAAAGUUAAGCAUGUCACGAUGCUGCAACGCAGUCCGACAUACGUCAUGCCAUUGCCCAAUCGUGGUCUUAUGGUUGUUUUUCUUUUCAAGCUUUUCCCUCGCCGCAUGGCUCAUUGGAUCAAUCGCUGGGUUUGGAUCAUCCAAGUGUAUGCGCUGAUUCAGCUGUGCGGUGUUGCACCAAGGCUAGUCAGAAGAUAUGUGCGGUACGAAAACGAGAAGCACCUACCGCCCUGCGUCAGCUGGAAUCCUCAUUUCAACCCUCGCUACAACCCCUGGGAGCAACGCAUGUGCGCUUCCAUGGAUGGCGAUCUGUUCGCGGCCCUGCGAAGCGGAAAAGCCAGCGUUGUGACGGACACCAUCGACACCGUGACCGAGCGCAGCAUCAAGCUCAAAUCCGGCCAGGACUUGCACCCAGACGUUAUCGUUACGGCAACCGGGCUGCGCCUUCUUUUUGGAGGCGGCAUCAGGUUCACAAACGAUGGAGAGGAUAUCACAGUGCCAAAUCGUUUCCUGUGGAGAGCUGGCAUGCUUCAAGACACACCAAACCUCUUCUUCACCGUCGGAUUUGAGAACGCAUCCUGGACACUAGGAUGCGACUGCGCCGUGUAUGUCAUGAUUCGUGUCAUCAAACAGAUCGAGGAAGCCAACGGCACAUUUGCCUAUCCUUACAUGACGAGGGAGCGCGCCGAAACGAUGACUCUUCAACCCCAUUUUACGCUCCAGGCGAGCUAUCUCAAGGGUGCGUACGAGAAGAUGCCAAAAGGUGGAACAGGCGUCUGGGCACCAAGAGACAACUACAUGACAGGGCUUUUGCAAGCAAAAUAUGGUGAUGUCAAAACAGAUCUGGUCAUAAAAUGA
Molecule: messenger RNA, 1461 nt
Organism: Akanthomyces muscarius
Lineage: Eukaryota; Fungi; Ascomycota; Sordariomycetes; Hypocreales; Cordycipitaceae
Exons: 1
Coding region: 1-1461 (486 amino acids)
Molecular function (GO): NADP binding; N,N-dimethylaniline monooxygenase activity; flavin adenine dinucleotide binding
Source: RefSeq, a predicted model, not a curated record